Aspergillus saccharolyticus JOP 1030-1 is the source of this 906-nucleotide messenger RNA. Its product is annotated as DNA-directed RNA polymerase core subunit RPC19. The record is from RefSeq and is a predicted model, not a curated record. Gene Ontology annotation, biological process: DNA-templated transcription. The transcript has 5 exons. Lineage: Eukaryota; Fungi; Ascomycota; Eurotiomycetes; Eurotiales; Aspergillaceae. Bases 244 to 657 code for a protein of 137 amino acids. Gene Ontology annotation, cellular component: RNA polymerase III complex; RNA polymerase I complex. Gene Ontology annotation, molecular function: protein dimerization activity; DNA binding; DNA-directed RNA polymerase activity.
CUAGCUAGUUAGUAGAAAUCCAUAGCAGAUUUGAACCUUCAUGACUGCUGCUUUCCAUCAGGUCUUCUUCUACAUAAAGCUCUGUUAUCAUUAGUCUCGACCGGUCGGUGCAAAUUUUCCGUCUCCCACGCGCAAAACCCACCUGUUGUACCCCGCUUCAUCGAUAGAACGAGAGCUUUUCUGCCCCCGGCGCGUACUCGAACCAUUUAUAAACCUUACCUCCACCUCAUCACGAAUACAAGAAUGCCCGGCUCCGUCGACCAAGAAAACGACCAGUCCAUGAUGGACGCCGGCCCGGAGCAGCAGUAUGAGCAGGAAGAUGUUCUUGAGUUGGAAGACAAGCGCAUCGUUGUCCUACCCGGAGCCACCGAGACCGCCGCCUCUUUCCAAUUCGACGGAGAAGGUCAUACCUUGGGUAACGCGCUACGAUACACAAUCAUGAAGAACCCCCAGGUCGAAUUCUGCGGUUAUACUAUCCCUCACCCUUCGGAGACUAAGAUGAACCUUAGAAUCCAGACUUUUGAUACGACGACCGCUGUGGAAGCCCUGGAGAAGGGUCUGGACACCCUUAUGGACCUGUGUGAUGUCGUUACGGAUAAGUUCACUGUCGCGCGCGAUGGCUUCAAUGCGUCUAAGACGGAUCGCAUGGAGUCGUAAGCCUCGUCUGUCAAUUUUGCGCUUUGGUUGCUCUUUUUGCGCUUGAGGUGAUCGCAACUUUUUCCAUUCUGUGUAUUGGUAUCUCUUCUUCGGCGUUGUAUCUAGAGAAAAGUCUUUAUUUGGUCUGUCAUGUGAUUAAGGUUCUACAUGAUUGAGCUUCCUUGUGCAUUGAGCGGUGUGUUUUAUUUUAUUUUUUGGUGAUGUCGGGGCAUAAAUAGUAUCGAAUACCACAAUGAGGUUUGAGUCUGC